UGUCAGUUGGAUAGGGACUUGUUCGUUUUAUUUUUAAAGAGAUACGAUAAACUCUCAGGAGGAGAGGGACAUUUCUCCGAUUUCCGAGUAAAGAUUUCAAAUUCGUAACUUGUGCUCACUCGACCUUUAAAUCUGAUCCUCUUUGUAAUAUUUACCUUUUCAUUUUAUUGUUAUUAGGUAAUCUUUAUGUUUAUAAACAUACUAUUUGUCUUAAAACAAAAGAUAGAUGACAUACAUAAACAAAAAUAUUUAAAACUUAAAUCCCCUGAACGUUUCAUUUCUCUGUAGGCUAUCAAAUACAAACAAUGCAUGCAGUGCAUAAUAUUGAGUCUACGAAGCUCCCCUUUUUAAUAAUAGUCUAGAUAUGGAUAAAAAGGAAAAGAUAAUAAUUUCACCAGAAGCAGAGAGGCAUCAUAAGCCAAAAAUCAAUAAGCCGUUGAUAGCAGUUUUAAUUCUAGGAAAACCUACCAAGGACAGGAGAGAGCAUUUAAAGUACGGAAACCGAAUUCAUUUGGAAUCUGAACACAAUGACAAAAUGACGCUUUUUCAAAUAGUGCCUUACAUCCGGGUCCUAUUUCUCAGCAUAUGCUGGGGGACGGUCGGCGGGGCAUAUUUUCCGAAUUUCGGGUUUGUUGGAUGCUAUCUGUACGACGGGUACAUGAAGAUGUUUUCAACUUUUAUUCUAACUGAAGUGAACGUCUCUAAUGGAAGCAUGCCUGAACUUAUUCUUUGUUUUAAAGAAUGUAUGAACAACCAUACGUACGCUGGACUGAAACCUACACUUAAUGAUGACAAUUACUAUCAAUGUUUUUGUGGAGAUGAUUAUAACCAAACCUUUGCAGUGGACGAGGCCAUGUGCACCCACAAAAAUCACACACUUAUGAAGAUCUAUAACACAGAUUAUGACAUUAAGCCUCUUCUGUCUGUUCCCGGAAACCAGACAAAUAUAUUCGAAAUCUGGAACGCGACUAAAAGAUAUAAGGCUUUGUUUGUGAAUGACGUCAUGAGAAAUCCCGCUAUCGAUUGGUGGAAACACAAACGACUCUAUCAUACACCAGAAUAUGUUAAAGUAUCAGCUAUGAACAAGCACGGUCAGGAAAUUUGGGCGAUCGAGUUUUUCACCAAUGAAUCUUCGGCAGAAUUAAUUGAUUGGCUGAACCCCGAAAACGCACUUAAUCGGACAAUAUCGAAUUCGACUAAUAUUUCCGUAGAUAUGGGGCAAAUAGCGAUCCAGUCCAAACAAGAACAGAAUAAAUACUACUUCUUACAUGGACUUGAGAAAAGUGGUUCACGAGUGACUGUUGUUACCAAAGAUGGAAACCCCAAGUCGGAUCAAAUUUAUGGUAUGGAUGGAGCUGCACUUCAAAAGAUACCUUUGACUGAGCUGAAAACUGGUGCUCGAUAUAUUUGUGGUGUGGAAGUGCGAGAGGCAAUAAACAUAACGACAAAAGAAAAAAAUAACACACGAAACGUGUACAUCACACAUUUCCUUGAUUCCUGUGCACUCGCCUCUGUGGUGGAUCUUGAGGAAUGUAUAGCGACGAAAGUGUUCGUUUGUGCUUGUACCUAUGUGGAUAAAUUAAAACAGUGGAAAACGACUGCGUGUAAAGUAAAGAUAAACUCCAAUAAGGUCAGUUACAAUUUUCCGGUUUAUGGCCAUGGGAUUGAAGUUAUUACGAAAUGUUCCCUGACAAUUAAAAACUUCACGGGUGUGUCUGCUGAAAUUAAAACUACUGCUGAAUUGUACGGUACGCAUGCCUUUAAUAACUGUAUGGGGCGUUUGAAUGCAACAGCAGAUUGUAUUCCCAGAAAAGAUGUAUCUAUAUACACAGUGAAAGAUGAUGCUUUGUUACUGGCAGAUAGAGUGGUUGUUCUUGGUUACUAUCACAAAGAAGAACCAAAGGUGAGCAAAUGGGAAUUUCUGAACGAUUUCUCCAUUGAGGAAAUUCAGAAUAUCAUGAGACCAGUGCUUCAGAAAGUCCAGAGUCAGGGGUCGGUGCCCGUCCGAAAUUUAUCCUCCAGUGUCCGGAAGAAGGAGAGUGCCACAGACAUGCGCAUGUCAUCUCAAGGAAUCGGAAUUCUAGGAGGCUCUCUGUUAGGACUCGUCUUCUUGAUCAUCUUCGUGUCCGACCUUGUAAUUAUAAAAGUUCAACUUACAGCAUUGUUCAAAAAUCUCUCCCGUGUAUGCAAAACUAACAAUCCAAGACGCAUCAAUGAUUUCGGGGAGAAAUAGUUUAUGCACUU
This is a messenger RNA of Magallana angulata, 2244 nucleotides long. RefSeq lists its product as uncharacterized. The transcript is spliced from 14 exons. The coding region runs from base 365 to 2233 and encodes 622 amino acids. NCBI's taxonomy places the organism in Eukaryota, Metazoa, Mollusca, Bivalvia, Ostreida, Ostreidae. The record is from RefSeq and is a predicted model, not a curated record.